AUGCCCCGCGUCAAAGAGCGCCGCGACGGCAAGGACAGCGCCUCGCUCGUCGUAGGCGUGCGGGUCUUGGCGGACCUUAACCAACAAGCGCCGGCGCCCGCCCCCGCGGAGCGCAGAGAGGGCGCCGCAGCCCGGAAGGCGAGGACCCCCGGCCGCCUGCCGCCCGCCCCACCACCCGCCCCCGACCCACCCCCCGGCGCCGACGGCGUGGCGGCCGCGCCCCUCAGCCCGGCGUGGAGCGAGCCCGAGCCCGAGGCGGGGCUGGAGCCGGAGCGAGAGCUGGGGGCCGCGGGGAGCGGCGAGCCCGGCCUCAGACAAAGGGGCCGGCGGGGUCGAAGUCGCGCCGACCUCGAGUCCCCGCAGAGAAAGCACAAGUGCCACUGCGCGGGCUACGAGAAAGUUUACAGGAAAUCCUCGCACCUCAAGGCGCACCUGAGAACUCACACAGGGGAGCGCCCCUUCGCCUGCAGCUGGCAGGACUGCAACAAGAAGUUCGCGCGCUCUGACGAGCUGGCGCGGCACUACCGCACGCACACGGGCGAGAAGAAGUUCAGCUGCCCCAUCUGCAACAAGCGCUUCAUGCGCAGCGACCACCUGACCAAGCACGCGCGCCGCCACGCCAACUUCCACCUGGGGAUGCUGCAGCGGCGCGGCGGGGGCUCGCGGAAGCGCUCGCUCAGCGACUACAGCCGCUCGGACGCCAGCAGCCCCACCAUCAGCCCGGCCAGCUUGCCCUGAGCGCCGGCGGCGGGGCGGGGUGGGGCGGCGGCCGCGGCAAGCCACGCCCCAUCCUUACCACGCCCACCCUAGGCCCCGCCCAGCCCCGCGGCCCCUCCUCCUUACCACAGCCAUGAGCAGAUGCUCUC
Balaenoptera musculus (blue whale) is the source of this 866-nucleotide messenger RNA. Its product is annotated as Krueppel-like factor 13. Lineage: Eukaryota; Metazoa; Chordata; Mammalia; Artiodactyla; Balaenopteridae. Gene Ontology annotation, molecular function: DNA-binding transcription factor activity, RNA polymerase II-specific; RNA polymerase II cis-regulatory region sequence-specific DNA binding. Gene Ontology annotation, biological process: regulation of transcription by RNA polymerase II. The record is from RefSeq and is a predicted model, not a curated record.